Messenger RNA from Rotaria socialis, 1341 nucleotides. The record is from the annotation of a GenBank genome assembly. Lineage: Eukaryota; Metazoa; Rotifera; Eurotatoria; Philodinida; Philodinidae.
AUGGAGAAACGUAUUCAUUCCAAGAAAACAUUCACUCUGCCGUAUCGUCAUUAUUUAUUUCAUUUUAAAUGGCCUUUAGUAGGAUUUGCUUUCGUACUAAGUUUACUUAUAUUCGUUCAAAUAAAGUUAACAUCUAUAUUUAUUCCAUAUAUAAUUGAAGAACAACACUUAGAACACUUUAAUAAAAAUAUUAUUUAUCCAAUUGUUCUAUUAAAUAAUGAUAAUAAUACACAUCGUCUCAAUAUGAAUUAUUAUUUUCUAAAAAAAGAUGAACUUAAAAUCAUGGAUGAUAUUUAUGCAAUAAAGAAAAAACAAAAAGUUGUUUUACCAUCAAUCAAGAAUCGACAUAAACCUAAUUCUUAUUUAAUUCUUGAAUCUACAACUGUUUUCGGACGACCACGAUUUUGCUCGUAUACAAAUGAACAAAUUUUUGGUCGAGCAUGUCCCUAUAGAAAUUGUAAAUAUACAUGUGAUCGAACGCGAGAUAGUGAUGCUCACGUACUUUUGAUGCAUAAACGUGAUUUGAAUUAUAAAUUACUCAACUCAAUUAAACGAAAUUCCGAACAAAUUUGGCUCUUAUGGCACGAUGAAUCAAAUGAAAAUUCACCUGAAAUAAAUAGAUAUAAAUUUAAUUGGACAAUUACAUAUCGAAUAAGUGCUGAAGCAUCAAUAGGAGCGUAUGGUAUAAUAAUUUUAAAAGAAACCCCAUGGUCUGCGCAACAAUUCGAUUCGUGGAUUGAUGAACAGUUUAUUAAAAGACAUAAUCAAGCUGUAUGGUUUGUGUCAAAUUGUCAACCAAAAAAACGUUUAAAAAAGUUUCGCUCACUUCGAGAAUUUUAUUCAAUAGCUGCCUUUGGUAAAUGUGUAUCAUCAAAUGAAUCAUUUUCUCUCAAUGCUCAAGUUCAAUCGAACUCAAAAUGUCAACGAGACUCAUCAUGUGAACAAAACUAUUUGAAAAAUUCAAAAUUUUAUCUUGCUUUUGAAUCACAAUCAUGUACAGAUUAUAUAACAGAAAAGUUUUGGCGUACACUUGCUCUUGGUGCCAUUCCAAUAGUAAGUGGACCAGAACGUGAAAAUUUCAUACGUGUAGCUCCACUUCAUUCCUUUAUACAUGUCGAUGAUUAUACAUCCGAUGAAGAACUUGCUCAAACAUUAAAUUUAAUCGCUACAAAUAGAAGUAUCUAUGAGAAAUAUCAUCAUUGGAGACGUUAUUAUGAUGUUCAUCAUGAAGCUAAAGAUCUUGAUCCAUUUCGAUUUUGCGAAUUAUGUUAUCGUUUAAAUACAAAUACACAACGUAUAUGGUACGAGAAUAUUAAUGAUUGGUUUUUAGAUAAGUGUUGA